GAUUUAUUUAUUUACAUCACAAACGAGCGGCCCUGAAUGGACGCCAGCGCGGAGAGCGCGAUGCCCCGAGCUCAGACGCGCCUCUGACGGGCUUUGGGGAGCUGUGGCCGGGCAGGGAGGCGGUAGACGGGAGCUGUGGCCGCUCUGAUGAGUUUUUACUGAUUAAGCAGACGGACCACGGUCGGUCCCUGCAGGGCUGCUGCUGCUGCCACCGCCGCCGCCACCGCCACUGCCGCCGCCGCCACUGCUGCUGCUGAUGAACAGGGCGACUCCGGUACCGCCGCGCGCGCACGGUCCGCUCUGUCUCCGGUACAAUGGAGUUUGGGGAGAGGAGACGGAGCAGAAAAUCUCCGAGCUUUAAACUGGUCAGCGAGCAAGACUAUGGGCCUGGAUUUGACAGCCCUGACCAUGAUGACACAGACAGUGAACCACUGGACAUAUCAGAGAAUGAAGCCUGGCUAGGUGACGAGGGUACGGAAAUUAAAAAGCAGAUCACAGGUAUGAUGCGGCUGUUGAGUGACAAGUCUGGGCGAGGGUACCAGCGAGUAGAAAGAGAGGGGGAGGCUGUCAAAGAGGAACCCCAGGAGGAGGCUCUGAGCUGGACUUUACCUCAGAACCAAGCCCCUGAGGAACCCCAGCACUGCUGGAGCUCAGCUCCACCCAUGUCCCACAGUCAGUACGACACUCGUUCCAAAACCCAGAAGAUACUCAACAACUCCAAAAGCAGAGAUUUGGCUCGGCCUCCUGUUCCUGCAGCUACUCCAACUGAAUCCAGCUGCUGCAUGUGUAACUGCAAGAGCACUCUGCAGGCCAUCCUGCUGGAGUUACGCACAAUGAGAAAACUGAUGCAGACUCAAAGAGGGGCCCAGGAGAAACAAUGUGUUAGAAAGAGGAGGGCAGUGCACAGAGUGACAGCUUUAAUUCCACCUACAAAGCCUGCCACGCCCCCUUACUCUCCCUGUGUGACUGAAUCUCUAGAGGAGGUUUGUCAGAAAGGAAGAGCACAGAGUGAGAGGGCAGUGCCUUCCCCUCCGACCACACCCUUCACCAACCCCACACCAACAGCUCUCUACAGCCUGAACAGAGCACAGAACUGCACUGAGCCGGAGGUGCAGUUGGCGGAGGAUUAUGAAGUGUUCAUCCCUAAGGCACAGUUGGACUCCAUCCUGCUGAACUACACUCGCUCAGGCAGUCUGCUCUUCAGGAAGCUGGUGUGUGCCUUCUUCGAUGAUGCUACGCUAGCUAACUCACUGCCCAAUGGAAAGAGGAAGAGGGGUCUGAAUGACCAUAGAAAAGGACUAGACCAAAACAUAGUGGGAGCCAUCAAAGUGUUCACAGAAAAGUACUGCACUGCUAACAGAAUUGAGAAGCUUCCUGGUCCACGAGACUGGGUCCAGAUCCUUCAAGACCAGAUCAAACUGGCUCGCCGGCGCUUAAAAAGAGCAGAGACAAAUACAGACUGUGACGAGACCCUCAACAGGACACCUACAGAUAAAACAGGUGAAUCACAACUCACUGCUGAGAAUGGGCUGAAGUCUCAGAUGAGUUUAAAUGGUGCAGAUUAUGCACUAGGAGGGCAUCAAUCUGCAAACAAACAUGCUUAAAAGUCUCCCCUCCAUUUGCUUCAGAAGAAGUCCUGAAUCAGUCUGGACGGCAGCGUGAAUCAGUCUAAAGUCUGAGGUAUUUUUGAUUGUCUUCAUGAAAGGGCUGGACAAUUCAGAUGGUAGAAACUGGUGAUAAGGACUAAAUGAGCUUGCUCAUCUCACAACAGAAACCUCCCUAACUCUGUGACUGCUCUAAAUACACUGUUAAAAACUGUUUUUCUGUUUUGUUUCAGAUGCUUCCUGUUAUGUAUGGUGGUUUAAAAUGUGUGUGAAUGACUUGGAUUGUUGUUGUUUUAUAGUUAAAUAUAUGAAGUAAUGUGUGUGUGUACUUCCUUAACCUCUUCCAAGUGCUUCAUGAGACAAAGUGAAGCUCUGAUGUUGAGAAAAUAUGAUUGUGUGCCUUUAACUCAUUCUGCCAUACCUCUCCAAAAGCACUGUAUAUUGUAAAAUGUAUAUAUAGUGCCAUUUUCCACAUCAGCAGUACCUAAUGUUAUUCUCCUCGCAUAGUAAUCAAUGUACCAGUACUGUGACCAUAUAAGCUGAUUAUGAUAUGUGCUAAAUCUCUCCCAGUAUAAGAGGAUAUGUAUGUGUAAUGUGCACAACUGAGUGAAUUAAGUCCCUCGUCUCAGUCACAUGGAUUUUUACCUCACUGGCUUUUAAUGCUUGACUGAUUAUUGUACUGUAUGCACAGAUUGUCUAUGUCGAUUGUUUAAAACCUGUAAGAAAGGAAAAAAGAGCCUAAA
Messenger RNA from Astyanax mexicanus (Mexican tetra), 2347 nucleotides. RefSeq names its product BEN domain containing 7 (gene bend7). The record is from RefSeq and is a predicted model, not a curated record. Bases 315 to 1604 code for a protein of 429 amino acids. Lineage: Eukaryota; Metazoa; Chordata; Actinopteri; Characiformes; Acestrorhamphidae. Gene Ontology annotation, molecular function: DNA binding. The transcript has 10 exons.